UUGCAGCAUCAAUCCAAAACAAAAAACCAACCGCUUUCCCGUUUUCCCGCAAGCAAACAAAGAGUUACCAGUUGAGCAUUCACCUGUGAAAUCGAAUCGGAGAAUGAAAUUAGCUUCAGAUUUCCGAAACCGAAUUUAGAAACUGGAAUCGGGUAACUCAUGAAGUACCAUCACCAGAAUCUGUCACAGAGAAUGGCUUUUGCUGCGCUUUUCGUCCUUCUUCUACCCAUUUUAUCUCCUCAUCUCUUCAGCCCUUUGAGCAGAUCCUAUCCUUCUCUCUUCUCCGAGUGGAAUGCACCAAAACCCAGGCAUUUGCCUCUACUGAAAGCUGCUUUAGAUCGCCAUAUUCCUGUUAGACAAAAGAAUGAGCUUUGGUCUCCUUUGCCUUACCAAGGAUGGAAGCCUUGCAUUGAACCCACCACGAUUCACACGUUGCCAACAAAGUCCCAAGGAUAUAUCCAAGUGUUUCUUGAUGGAGGGUUGAACCAACAAAGAAUGGGAAUAUGUGAUGCGGUCGCCGUUGCCAAAAUACUGAAUGCAACACUUGUGAUCCCACACCUUGAAGUGAAUGCUGUUUGGCAAGAUACAAGUUCAUUUGCGGAUAUAUUUGAUGUGGAACACUUUAUUGAUACCCUAAGUCAUGAUGUUGCAAUAGUUAAAGAGCCACCCAUUGAGUACUGGUGGAGCACAAGAGAGUAUUAUGCUACAGGCAUACGAGCUAUGAGAAUCAAAACAGCACCUGUCCAUGGUUCAGCUGACUGGUAUCUGGAAAAUGUAUUGCCUGUGUUGCAGAGUUAUGGAAUUGCUGCCAUUGCCCCAUUUUCUCACCGCCUGGCUUUUGACAAAUUGCCCCCAAAUAUCCAACGCCUACGUUGCAAAGUCAAUUUUCAUGCACUAACUUUUGUUCCUCAUAUCAGAGUGUUAGGAGAUGCACUCGUAAAUCGUCUCCGCCACCCGUUUGAGAAGUUUCAUACCUCUGGAACUGGGUUCCUAAAGGAGAGGAUGAAUGAUACCGAAUCAGAGGGGUCUGGAAAGUUUGUCGUGUUACAUCUUCGCUUUGAUAAAGACAUGGCUGCUCAUUCAUCAUGUGAUUUUGGUGGGGGUAAAGCUGAAAGACUUGCUCUAGCAAAAUACCGUCAAUUGCUUUGGCAGGGAAGAGUCUUAAACUCUCAGUUCACUGAUGAGGCAUUGAGAAAACAAGGGCGUUGUCCAUUGACUCCUGAAGAGAUUGGAUUGCUGCUAGCAGCUUUGGGCUUCAGCAAUAGCACCCGUCUCUACCUUGCAUCGCACAAGGUUUAUGGUGGAGAAGCAAGGAUCUCUGCUUUAAAGAAAUUAUUCCCCCUUGUGGAUCAUAAAAAGAGCCUUGCCUCUGCAGAGGAACUGGCAAAGGUUGAUGGCAAGGCUUCCUUGUUGGCUGCAGUUGACUAUUAUGUGAGUUUGCAGAGUGACAUCUUUAUCUCUGCUUCUCCGGGAAAUAUGCAUAAUGCUUUGGUUGGACAUAGAGCGUACCUAAACCUGAAGACCAUAAGACCAAACAUGGUGAUGCUGGGCCCGCUUUUCCUGAACAAGAGCAUAGAAUGGCCAGAAUUUCAGUAUGCAGUUCUCAGUGGGCAUAAAAGUAGACAAGGGCAGAUCAGGCUGAGAAAGGAGAGGCAGUCGAUAUAUACAUAUCCUAUCCCUGACUGCUCGUGUCAGUCGUAACUGGGAUGGGUACUAAAUUUUGAGAUUGCAUUUUUGUAAGCAUUGAUGUCCUAGUAAACUCUGUUUGUGGCUUGUACAUUCUGAUGUUUAGAUGUAAUUUAAUUUCAGCUUCCGAUAAUGUUGCAUUUAAUAGUCACAUUGUGAAAGAGUGGGUGGUGAAUUCAAUUUAGCCACUUGGAAAAGCA
This is a messenger RNA of Populus nigra (black poplar), 1886 nucleotides long. Its product is annotated as O-fucosyltransferase 31. The record is from RefSeq and is a predicted model, not a curated record. Bases 160 to 1701 code for a protein of 513 amino acids. The transcript is spliced from 10 exons. NCBI's taxonomy places the organism in Eukaryota, Viridiplantae, Streptophyta, Magnoliopsida, Malpighiales, Salicaceae.